Molecule: messenger RNA, 2604 nt
Organism: Chrysemys picta bellii (western painted turtle)
Lineage: Eukaryota; Metazoa; Chordata; Testudines; Emydidae
Source: RefSeq, a predicted model, not a curated record
AUGCAUGCUCACAUUCUGAUGGGAAAUAAGCUGAAGCGUGAUGCCUUAAAUCCACAGGCAGAAGGCACUACAGCUGUUAACAUCUUCAGUUGUAAUAAUCCAACAGUUUUCUGUGUGUGUUUCAGAAACAAAUCCCUUGUACUUUAUCUACUGUUUAACAUUUCUCUUGUGACUUUCCUUCAACAGUACGUGGCAUUCGCCUCCCUCUUCUUCAUUCUGGUCUCCAUCACCACCUUCUGCCUCGAGACCCAUGAGAGAUUUAACCCCAUCGUGAACAAAACAGAGACUGAAUUCAUUGGCAAUGACACCCACGUGCGACACUACAGGGAAGCGGAGACCGAAGCCUUUCUGACCUACAUCGAAGGCGUCUGUGUGGUCUGGUUUACAUUUGAGUUCCUGAUGAGAAUCACUUUCUGCCCAAACAAGGUGGAAUUUAUCAAAAACUCUUUGAACAUCAUUGACUUUGUGGCCAUUCUGCCUUUCUAUUUGGAGGUUGGACUCAGUGGCCUGUCUUCCAAAGCUGCUAAGGAUGUCCUGGGCUUCCUACGAGUAGUCCGGUUUGUGCGAAUUCUGCGAAUUUUCAAGCUGACCCGCCACUUUGUGGGGCUGCGGGUCCUAGGACAUACUCUCCGUGCCAGCACAAAUGAAUUCUUGCUGCUCAUCAUAUUCUUGGCAUUGGGCGUCUUAAUCUUUGCCACGAUGAUCUACUAUGCUGAGAGAAUAGGUGCUAAACCCAAUGAUCCUAGUGCCAGUAAUCAUACACACUUUAAAAAUAUCCCCAUCGGCUUUUGGUGGGCUGUUGUCACCAUGACUACCCUGGGCUAUGGAGACAUGUAUCCUCAGACUUGGUCAGGCAUGCUGGUGGGGGCUCUCUGUGCUCUUGCAGGCGUGCUGACCAUUGCCAUGCCUGUCCCCGUCAUUGUGAACAAUUUCGGAAUGUAUUACUCCUUAGCUAUGGCUAAGCAGAAGCUACCAAAGAAAAAAAAGAAGCAUAUCCCGAGGCCACCCCAGCUGGGAUCCCCCAAUUAUUGUAAAUCUGUCGUAAACUCUCCACACCACAGUACUCAGAGCGACACAUGCCCACUGGCCCAAGAAGAAAUUUUAGAAAUUAACAGAGCAGAUUCGAAACUGAAUGGUGAGGUGGCCAAGGCGGCGCUGGCAAAUGAAGACUGUCCCCACAUAGACCAGGCUAUAACUCCUGAUGAGGGCCUGCCCUUUACCCGCUCUGGCACUCGGGAGAGAUAUGGACCCUGCUUCCUCUUAUCAACCGGGGAAUAUCCCUGCCCGCCUGAUGGAGGAAUAAGAAAGGAUCUUUGCAAAGAAAGUCCUGUCAUUGCUAAAUAUAUGCCAACAGAGGCAGUCAGAGUGACUUGACAAGGCGAGAUGGAGAUGAACAUUGAUGGCUAAUAAACAUCUGUGUGGAACUGUGCAGGCAUAGAAGACCUCCUCAUUUGGACAAAGUAAACUCGCUCCAUGCAGGUUUUAAGGAUGAUUCUAUGUGGUUUCAGAGUUGUACUAGAGAUGCAGGCUUUUUCUACGGCCAAAAUGUAACAAAACUGUAGAAGAUCUCUUCUUCCUUUCUUUUUUGUUUUGUUCAUAGCAUGAAUUGCAUGAAGUAAACAAAAACUGCAAUUGUAUGAUUAACUUUAAGGGGAAAAAAAGAAAGUUAUAUAUUUUCUUUGAAAGCUCUUUACUUUUACAUACAUUGUUGUAGCCAAAAUGUAAAACAUUAUAAAACUGUACAUUUCUUUGCUAUGGAUUGCUUCUUUUUGUAUACAAGAUACAGAGUAAUGGUUUUAAAAAGUGCAAUCAGGCAGUCAUCGGUCAUAUUGACCAUGCCUUCAUAUCUCAUCACACUGACAUGGAAAUCAAGAACUUUUAAUUCAACUAGAAUUGUGUAAAUUUAGGAAACUCCUUUUUUUCCUGUCUGUUUUCGUUGGCAUGCUUGUGACACAUGGGACCUUUCUUUGGACCUGAUGGUAACAGCUGGUCUAGAUUUAAUUUCCAGCUCUGGUUAUGUUGUAUUUUAUUGAUGUAUAGAUCCAACGUGAAGACCCUUCAUAACAAAUUGUUCAUAUUAAGUAAUCAGUAUGGAUUUGAAACAAAAAAAAAGUGUUAUUUAAAAACUGAGACUUAUAGUACAAAAAUCAGGAGAAUACUCAAGUAUAAACUUGUCUCAAAGUUUAAGAAACAAGACAACAGCAUUGUAUGCAAUUUAGUACUUCUGAGUAAAAUGCAUGCACAAUGUUAUGCAAAACAAUUCUAGCAUGAAAUAAAUUUUGUAUCAUGGUUUCGGUGCCUGCUGUACAGUGUAAACCAGAAUUAUUUUCUGAAGUGAUCAGGGGUUUCCAGAGACUUGCUUCUGAAAUCUUGAAUAAAUAUAUAGUGUUCCCAACAGAAAUGCUGGAGAGAAGCUUGGUAUUGGUUUGAUUCUAAAAUGGUAAUUUUGGUUAGUGGAUAACAAAUGAAGCCUGCAAACACUUGAUACAACCAAUGUCUGAAGUUUUCACAGCACUAGUAAAUAUUACCAGGGAAGAUAAAAUCUAGAAUUAUUUAGGUAUCUCUUCAUCUCCCCCCAAAUAAUAAAAGUUUGUCUUUUUAGUA